Messenger RNA from Cladocopium goreaui, 2241 nucleotides. The record is from the annotation of a GenBank genome assembly. NCBI's taxonomy places the organism in Eukaryota, Dinophyceae, Suessiales, Symbiodiniaceae.
GGGAGCCGCUUCGGAAGCAGAAGUCUCACCCUGCUUAUCUUCUGCCAUGUCAACGAUGUUGUGGCAGGUGCUCACCUUCUUGGCGACCCUGAGGCCGGUGUCGGGGAUGACCUGCAGCUCUACGAUGCCUCUGGUGUGGAGGAUCAAUCAGGGACCUCGCUUCGCUUACAUUGCGGGGAUCUACAACCUCCCAUCCAGCAAGGGUCCACCCCUGGAGGGAGGUCCUAUGGCAGAGGCCCUGGCGUGUUGUGAUGUGGCCUACUUCCCUACGGGUUGCUCACUGGCCGACAAGAGCAAUGUCACAGGGGUGGGAAACUACAUGGCGCAUUGUAAUUACUAUCCAGUCACUCGCGAGAAGGACACCAUCGCCGAACGAUUGACGACAGGUCAAUUGCUAGCGCUAAAGGGCGCAUUGCAAAAUUUGACCACCUAUGCCAAGCCCGUUUGCAAAGAAUCUGCCAGGGAGUUCGUGCAAAGCUCGUCUGUGAAGGACCUCAACAGCUCGAACUAUCGCACUACGCUGUUGAGCCUCUUCCACAAAAGUGUCGAAGCCAUCAACCCCUUGUGGUGCACCGAUUCAGGCGAGCCUUCGAUGGAGAGCUUUUUGCGUCGUCAGUGGGGACAGCGCAAGCCCAUCUUCGGUCUGGAGGAUAUCAGUGUGGAGUGCCAGGUCUUACAGGGCAACACUGUGGCGGAGGACCAAGAGCUUGCCACGUACAUGACAGAUCACUUCAACCAGCAGGGCAUCGCCAAUAUCUCUGACAAUCGGGAAACGAUGGAGCAAGUGAUGAAGUGCGGCGACCUGCUGACUCUGAAGACCCUGGUGGAGCGCAUGAAGGGGCUCCCCCUCAGCAGCGAACGGAACUUGCAGGGCAGGAACUCCAAUUUGGCCUGGGGCGUUCAGAAGGCCCUGGAUGCCAACAAGGACAAGAACAUCUUCUUCGCAAUUCCAGUGACGCACCUGAUUGAUGCCGCGGGACGUGAAGGUGUGCUGACGCUUCUGGCGAAGGCAGGUCUGAACGCCACGCGACAAUCGCCAUCUGGUUCCAGUGGAUGUCAGGGUUCCAGCUACGAAGCUCCCGGCGCCGCCGCCUUGAACCAUUGCCUGAAGCCACCUGCGCAGUCGCAACCCUUGUCGUGCAUCCAAUUCGAGAAGCAAUUCACGCAGAUCCUGGGGAAGGAUGUGUUGCACGGCAGAAAGGUGGUGGAGGGUCCCAAUUGCGAAACCUGCGUGAACUCCACGAAGACUUGUACCUGCCAGAUGAAGUGGACCAAUUACGAGAAUUUCGUGAACUUGUGCGAGACCACACAAGUAGAUGGUUAUCAUGGACAAGUCUACUACUUGGACAUGAAAAGGAAUCCUGGAUCCACGAGAGAAGGGUUGAGGUUAGCCGAGAAAACGGUGGCGGGCCUUCAGCAGAAGUGCUACGCCAGCAGCUGUGAAAUUCCCAUCAUCCAGGAGAUGGAAACCCGAAAUUGGUACAAGAAUGACAAGUCCCUUGACAUCGGGUCAGUCACUGUCAGGAAGCUGGAUCAGCCUUACGGCUUUGAAGCCUCCAUAGGUAGCUCUUUCAACUGGUGGACCUAUGUCAUGGGGACCAUUUUGCUACUCUGCUGCGCGGCAGGGCUCUUGAGGGCUUUCUUCCUGCCGCCCUGGGGAAAGGGGAAGAAGCUCAACACCUGGGAACACGGCGAAGAUAUCGCUAUGAAGGGUGACACCAGCGAAACGGAGCCGUUGAAGGUGCCGAUGAAUGCCCGCGACCUCUUCGACAGUCGGUUCAGGGACGUGCAGAACCUGGGCACGCUGCCCACGGGCACUGACCUUCAGAUGCCGGACAUGGGAAAGUACCCCAUGAACGGACCGUCUGGCCUGAGCAACGUGGGCAGUUUCCCGGGGGCGCCGCCUCCGCCGGUGGCCUAUCCACCUGCACCAGCGUCUCCGCAGCGCAGCACGCCGCCAGCCCUGAGCCACGCACCGGCCAUCACGCCGGCCAUGACGCCGCUGGCGCCACCGAUGACGUACCAGGGCAGCCUGCAGGGCUACCAGGGUAGCUUGCCGCCACUGGCUGCGCCACUGGCUGCGCCGGCCUAUCCUAUGGCCAUGCCAGUUGUGGCUGAUACAUCGCUUAUGGCUCUCUCAGGCGCCUUGACCUCACAACUGGAAUCCUCCGGUGCCGAGGCCAUUCGAAGCCUGAGACAUGGUCAGUUACCGGCAGCAGCUCCGGCUCCACAGAUGGCAGG